UGGGAAACAAAACAUGGCGGCAUUUUGAACGGCUUUUACGGGUUUGUAUUUUGAACUGUGGAUGAACCACUGUAAUCAAACUUUCUGUGCUUACGAACCAAGACAGAGCAAGACGAACCAUUACAACAUGAAUUUGGCUGUUCCUGGGACCCACGUCUACAUUUAUACAUUGUAAAGACUUGACUGGCAUUACAAUGAAGAGAGGACAGACGGGUGUUAUCAAGAGGAGACCUGGCGCUGGUCCAUCGAAGAAGCUCCCCAAAACACCCCAGAGAGCUGCCCCUGUUAAAAAGGCACCUCCUACAGAGAACAGAGAUGAAGAGACAUCCCCAUCAAAGUCCCCGGUUCGCUACAUCACAGAGGGUCUGAUCAAACAGACUACGGGGAAGGAAAGCCUGACUGAUGUGCUAUCCCUUCGCCUCACCGUCAGGAAAGAUGAUGGCAAGAAAAUAAGGUACAUUGAGAACCUUGAGGGACUGAAGCGGCUCCAGGUCCUGAACCUGUCCUUCAACCAGAUCCAGAAGAUGGAACGCCUGGCCCACCUGACCCGUCUCAGGGAGCUGGACCUGAGCUGUAACUGCAUCGCUCGGAUCGAGGGCCUGGAGACCUUGCUGCACAUCCAGAUCCUCAACCUGUCCCACAAUCUGAUCGAGACCAUACCGGCUUGGCUUGGCAAGAGGCUCAAGGCUCUGAGGGAGUUCCACAUGGAAGGCAACAUGCUCUUCUCUCUGAGCGAUGUAGCUCGACUACGACCUCUGAAAGAUCUGGUGAGUCUGUCUCUGUCCAAGAAUCCUCUGUGCGACCUGGCCCACUACCGCCUUUAUGCCGUGUUCCAUCUCAGAACUGUAGGGCUGUUGGAUAGGCAGCAGGUCACAGAGAGGGAGAGGAUGGAAGCGGAGGAGAGGUUUGCUCAAGAGGAGAUUGAGAACCUGGAGGUCCAGCUGGAGGCCAGAGAUAAGAGUUUCCAUGCCCUGGAAGCAGACCACACCACCACCCUGGACGAGAAAAAGAAGACAGAGGGAAAGGCCCAGGCACUGGAGAAGAAGUCCCAACUUGACCAGCAGAGGGUCAAAGAGCUGGAGAGUGAACUCAAAGCAAAGGAUGAACUGUUGAGACGGAAGACGGCUGAAUUGACCAAGGCCUGUGAGAAGCAGUAUCGUCUGGAGCAGGAGCUGGCCUUCCAUAAGAUCGACGCCAAGUUUGAACCGCUCCCUUAUAUGGCUUUUGUAGACCAGGUUGAUGGUGGCACGGAAGAGAGUGCAUACAUCGGCCAAGCCAGCUUCAGACGCAACGAGUUUGCCUCGGAGCAGUACCUCACCCCCAGGGGCCAGAAGCUGAGGUACCACCUCACCCCGGGGAGUGCAGACGUGGACCCCUCCAUGAAGAGACAACUCAACGAGACCCUGGACAUUACCUUGGCUGAUAAAGAGAAACAGAUUGGUAGAGCUGAAGAAAGACUGGAGAAAUUACACAAACAGCUAGCUGAUGCAGAUGAUCAAAUCAGAUUGGUGAACGACAGGUUGCGAGAAGCAGAGCAUAGGAUGGAGAAAAAACCUCCUCUCGAAGAAGAGGAGCGCCAUCGCCUGGAGGGGUUGCUAGGCGAGCAUCUGCGCUCGGUAACGGGGCUCAAGGAUCGCAUCACUCAAUUGGAGGAUGGCAUGGCGACCACUCUGGAUAUCAUCGAGGCUAAGGAUAGAGAGAUGGCUGAUCUCAAGAGACAGCUGGCCUUGAUGGAGGAGGGCGACCCAAGACACGCUGAACUUCAUGCCCAGCUGGCUGACAGGGAACUCCAGGCCGCUCAGGUAGCCAGGAACUACGCCAACCUCCAGCAUGAUCUAGAUAACACCCUGGGUAGACUCACUGCAGAGAUGGAUAGGGUGAAAGCUGUAGAACAACAACUAGCAGAUGGACAAGUCGAUCUGAACGACGAGCUUCGUAACGAGCUGCAGAGCAUUGUGGGAGGCCUGACCAAUUACCUGAACCAGGUCAAAGGUCAGGUCGUGGAGCAGCAGAGGGAGAAUGCCCGGCUCCAGCAGGAGAGAGAGGAGCUCUUAGGGAGACUGAAGGAGGCAGAGAGGAGGAGGAAAGAGGAAGGACAGAAAAAGGUGGAUGCUCUGGAAAAGAAACUGAGAGAUGCAGAAGACGCUAAACAGGACAUUGAGGCCGAGAACCUGGCUCUGAAGGAAUCGCAGAGAGGGAUGAACUCACCAGACCCUGAGAAAGAUGCAAGGCUCAAAGCUGCCAUAGAAGAGGCCGGUAAACUGAAGAAUGCCCUGAGGAGACAGCAGAGGGAGGCAGAGGCUGACAAGGAGGAAUUAGAGCACGAGUUAGAAGCAAGACGCAGUGAGCUGGAGAGGGCAGCAGACCAGGCCAGACAAGCCAAGGGAAGCAAAGCAGAGGCUCGGGAUAUACUUGCAGCCAAACAGUUAGCUGAGGCACAGAAGGCCAACCAAGCGCUGAAGAACCGUCUCCGCGACCAGCAAGCACAGUACGACGACCUCCUCAACUCAUCCCUCCACCCCGAAGAUGUAGCUCAGCGUAUCAACCACGCCGGUGAUGCCAUGGCAACGGGGCCGGGGGAAGAUGAGAGCCUGGUAGGACCUCAGGGAGAGGGCGAUAUAGUAGGGGAAUCUCUGGCAGGGCUGCAGGGCCAGGUGGCGGGGAGGAUGAGGCAGGCGCAGCAGGAGGCCGAGAGGGCCAAGCGAUACCAGCAAAAAGCGGAGGGUGAAGCCAAGUCUCUGAGACAUCAGCUUGAGCAGAUGCAAGCAAGGUUGAGAGACAUGGCAGCAAGAGACCAGGACCAAACCAAGGGUAAGGAUGCUGAUUGGGAGGACGACGAGGAGGAGAUGGAGAGGAUGAGGGAUGAGGUUGGGAGAUUGAAACAACAGCUCCAACAAGCCAAGAACCAGCAGCCCCCACCCAGACCCCCUCCUCAACCCCCUGCUGUAAUGACCCAGGUAGACUCUAGGAGUGUACCCCCUGGGAUUGACCCCAGGGUCAGGGACCAGAUGCAGAGGUUGCAGGGUGAUGUGGCCAAUUUGAGGAACCAGCUUCAGAACAAGGACAGAAUGGCUGCACAGCAGCUUGCAGAUGCUGAGAAUGACAUAAUCCAGCUCCAGGCGGAGCUCCGUAAAAGGGAGCAGGAAGCUAGGGCAGGAGAACGGAGCAAGAAGAAGGCUCAGGACAGAGAAGCAAGAGAGGCAGAGCUGAGACACGCUUCUGCUUUGGCACAGGCGGAGAUUGAUGGAGGGCACCUGGCCCAGAGAGCUAUCAAUGAACUGGCCAAGGCUCAAGAGGAGAUUGACGGCCUGGAGGAAGUACUUUCCAACCGAGAGAGGGAGCUGGAGGAGACAUUACACCAUGGGGAGACUGCUUCACAUGCCAUUGCUAAUCAACAGGAGGAAAUUGGAGCAUUGCAUGAUGUCCUGGGAGCACAGAAGGAUGAAAUCCUGCGAUUACAGGAUCUUCUAGAUGGGGUGACUCGAGCGCAAGAGCCAUCAGCUCCUCAGACAGCGACUGAUCUGCAGAAUUUAUUGGGAGAGAUAGCUGGAUUGAGGCAAGCCUUGGACGGGCAGCAGCAUCAUAUGAACAACAGAGGACCAAGUAGGGGUGCACCGUUACCCCCCUUCACCCCUGCAGCAGAUCCUGCAUUCAAUGAUAGAGGAUACCAUGGAAACUCAUCAUUUAUGCUGCCAGGUCAUCCAUCCCAACCGCCACCCCCAGGGAACAUGAAUUAUGCGCCACAAUCCUUGCCAUAUACCCCUCAACAUUCCACAUUGCCACCUGCACCUAUGGUGGCGCAGAGUACCGCAGGAACCGGCUUCCAGCCUUCGGUGUCAUUUGCACCUUUAGACCAGAGCCACCGUGUUCAGGCACCAUCCACGCAACCACCACUACAAGGCCCUGUACCCUUUAUACAGCCUACUGCAGUACCGCCCAGACUCUCUGGAGCACCGCCUCAAGGCAGUGCUGUACCUAUGGGAGGUACCACUAGUGGACAGGCAAUGUACCAACCACAACUUCAACAUGCACCUGCUACUCAGGGAGUACAUUUAGGCAGGGAGCAGGACAUUACCAUUAGUGAAAGUAGGAGGGGCAAGUUGAGGCAAGUGAACGGACCGAUCGAAGGACUCUUCUGCAAUGUACCAGAGCACCAUGACUUAGAGGAUGAAAUUGAUAGACUCCGCAAACAACUCGACAAGCUGAAGCGAUCUAAGCGGACAGAAAGACAAAGUUCACCUAAUACAUCAGGAAGAAUGUCUAGAUUGAGGCAUGAACUAAUGGACAAGCGUGAAGAGCUGGAUGCGCUGGACCUGGCUGUAUCCAGGCAACAGGGCGCCCUGAACAGAUUGAGAGACGACGAUGAAGAUCUGAAAUACCAGACGGAGGCCAAGCGGAGGGAACUGAAGGACUUAGGCAGGAAUGUGGAUGAAAGAAGAUCUAGAAGGGAAUUCUUGGAGCACCGUCGCCAGUUUGAACCAAGAGCAGAGGACUAUGAGGACUAUGAUAGGGUGGACGACCACCAGCGCAUGCAGCAGAGUGCGUUCCUUGAAGACGAGAUUGAGUGCCUGGAGGACACCAUAGCAAAGAGGAGAGCAGAGCUGAGGGAAGCCGAUCAGUUACUGCUGCAGUGUCAGACUGAUUUACAUGAAGCUCAGAAUAAGGCAAGUGAAACACUCAGACAUUACGACAAAGCAACUCACGACCUCGCCAUGACCCGAGAGGAGAGCGAGGAGCUGGAGCGGAGGUCACACGAGGUCGCCGUGACCCUGGUCCAGGCCCAAGAAAGGCUCCUGGUCCUGGAGAAAGAGGUGGAGGAGAUGGAGGAGAAGAGGAGGACCUGUGAGAGGGAUGCGGGUGAGAUGGAGACCCUGCUCAACGGCAGGGAGAUGGAGAUGAGAGCAGUGGAAGCUAAGAGAGACCAGAGCAGUAAAAGGCUCGAGAGGCUGAAGUCUGAGGUGAUCAUGGCCGAGCAGAAGCUCUCAGAGCUCCAGUCGUCAUUGAGAGAUGGAGAAAGAGAGCAUUCUAACAGGCAGAGUGAGCUAGAUAGACUACAGGAUCAGCUUGAUGAUCAGCAACGUGCCCUGGAGAAGGUCAACAGGGAGAUAGGGGCCAAGCAAACCGACCUUCGAACUUUGACCUCUGAAACCGACAAGCAUCGACAGCAGCUUGUUUCAGCGCUACAAGAAGGGGAGAGUGAGAUAUCUGCAACUCAACAAAAGAUCAAAGACACCAAGAACAGUCUAGAGCGGUUGAGACAGCAGCGACAGGAGACCAGCCAGGCUGUGGAUCAACGGCGGGAGGAGCUCUCUCGCCUCCAGACCAGGCUCGCUGAGGCAGAGGGCGCCCAUCAUGAUGUCCAAUCAGCCAUCGAGAAGCAGCAGGCAGAGCUGAAGCACACCCUGGAGAUGGUGCACAUUGAGAAGACGGAGCUGGAGGCGCUGAGGAUGCAGCAUGAAGCUAAGAUGGCAGAGCUGGAGAAGACGCAGCUUGUGGCUCUCCAGGAGAAAGCAUCCCUGGAGAAGCUGAAGGAGGACAGCCAGAGGAACCGGACCGGCGCAGAGCUGAUGAGGGAGGAAACGAGACGAGCCAAGGAGGAGCGAGAGCGCAUCCUCUCCGAGAAGCGUUCCCUGGAGGAGAGCAUUGAAGGUCUCACGCAGGAGGAGAGUGCUCUUAAACAGGGAUGCAACUCACUGGAAGUUAAACUCAGCCAUCUCAAAACAACUCAUGGAAGCACUCUAGAAUCUCUGCAUCUCAAUCAACACAAACUGGAAGGCAUCCAACAAGACCUAGUUGCCAUGGAAACAGACCUGGAGGACACCAAGAGAAGAAAGUCUGAAGCAAUGAGGGAGCUACAGAACCUUAAACAGCACAUGAAAGAGGCCAAGUCUAACCUGAAGCAUACAAACUCAGACCUACAAGGGGCAGGCAGUCAGCAGGGACGGUUACAAGAGGAGAUACAGGAACUUGUGAGGCAGAAGGUCCAGCUGUCUUCUCAGUUAGACCAGCUCUCUGAGGUCCUGGACCAGCAUCGUCGGACCCUGGAAUCGUGCGAACAGCAGGAGAGAACCAAACAGGAAGCCCUGGGCAUGAUGGGAAGGGAGCUGGAGGAGAAGAGAAGAGAGUUUGAGGGACGUCAGAGAGAUCUGGAGAAGGUGGCCGAGAGGGUCGCACUGGAGGAGGACAGACUUUCAAAGGUUUCCAGGCAGACUUCUAGAGAUCAGGAGACGGUGAGAGCUCAGCUCGAGAACCGACAGAGAGAGCUAGAGACGCUGACUCAGCAGAAAGACUCCAUCCAGUCAAGAUUACAUCAGAAUCAAGAAGAUCUCGUUCAGUAUGAUGAUCUGAAGAAUAGGAUUCAAGAUCUUGAAAAUGAAAUUUCAGAUCAACAAGAGAAAGGAGAGAAGUCAAAGGAUGAACUUGAAGCAGCAAGAAUGAGAGUAGCCUCACUUCAAGAGGAGAAGAAGGCAAUCGAGAGAGAGAAGAACCAGUCAGAUCAAGAAAAUGAACAGUUAAGAACGAAAUGGAGCAGUGCUCGAAAGGAUUUUAGAGCCGAGCACAGGAAGCUGACUCAGGAGAUUGAAACUCUGAAGGUGAGGCUGGAGGAGGAGUCUAAGCAUGCCAGCAGGAUGAGCAAAGAGGUGGAGAAUUGGAAACAAGAAUACCUCAUCACCAAGCAACAGCUCCAUACCCAUGAGGAGCUAAUGGACCAGGAGAACAAGCUUGACUCCCAGCUCCAGCAUCUGAAGGAGGAGAUCCACACGGAGGUCAACGAGGGCUUGCGCACCCUGGAGAUGUCUCGCUUGGAGGUCCUCGAUGAGCUCCAGGAGGUCCACCACCAGAAGGCUGAGAUCAGCAAGAAAUUGACAUCCUUCAAGCAGGUUAAAAUGACAGAGAUUAGCGCUCAAAAGGAGAACAGUAAACGCAAGCAUAUUGACUUGGAGUUUCAGCUGCAGCAGGAGCAGGAUUUACUCAAGUUGAGACUUGAGCAGCAGAUGUCUCGUCAGUCGGAGGUUCUGGCCGGGAUCAAACAGAAGUCAGAAUCGACUAUCCAGUCAUUACGUCACAAGCUGAACCACCUCGAGGAGCUAGUCAGCAGCAGUUCCUCCCACACCCGGAGUCUGAGAGUAAGCCAGAGCAUCGUACAGAGACACAACGUCAACCAGAACAUUGAUCUAGUUCCACUCCAGAAUGAAGGCGACGAGAGUCGAGGAGUGGAGAAUAGCGGUUUGGAUCCAGGCUUGAAUUACAAACAAAAUGUGGAAGUUCAGUAUGAAAGACGUAUUACCUCAAGGACUAGACAAUUUGAAAUGCGACAUGAAAACGGUGCUUCAGGGGAUGUUAGUGACAGAGGACAAGGUGGGGCCAACCAGAUGGACGAGGGAGCUCUUUCAAUAAAUGAACUUCGAAAUCAAGAUGGCGACUUGCAAAGGCAUCCCUCACUUCGUGGUGAGGAUAGUAAUGCAGGGAAGGGUGACCAUGGAGAUAGGAGCAGUCGUCCGAAGGGGAUCCUCAAGCGUAAGACACCCUUGCAGGAAGAAGGAGGUACUCUAACAGAACACGAGGAAAGAGCGAGGGGUACUACUGGUCUCGAUGGAGAGAGGAGUGGACGAAGGUCCGAAGAAGUAGCAGGAUCAGAGAGUGAGGUGACCACAUCUCAGCGUUCCAGGUCUCACUCAUACAGGCAUCAUAGGAGAAAGAGCAGGUCACCAGUCGGGCGUCUACCUCUGUCACCUCUAUCUCCACAGGUCCCCGAGAGAGGGCCUCCUUCAGGUCAACACUGGUCGCAUUUUAUGGAUUCUCUCAACCAGCUGAAAGAUCAGAAAGUUGCUCAACUGAACACCAAUGCAUGGGACUACAGAUGACACCAGCAAUCACAUUAUACAGUCGAACCUGUUUAAAGCAACCACCUGAAUAGUAAAAACCACCUUUCUAUAAGGACCCCAUUUUUUUUGUUUUCCUUGAACAUGGUCUCCCAUUGAAACCUGAACUCAAGCAACCACUACAUAAAGACCAUCUGACCUGCCUAUAAAGACCACCUUUCAUGUUUCCCUUGAGCAGUCUUUAUGUACAUGUUUCUCUGUACUGCAUACAACCUGUAGUACAAGAUAAAAAUUUGAAUGUAUAUUACAUUUAUACUGAGUUUAUUUUGAAUUGUAUUCAUCGACUGCCAUAUCAGGGUUCAGAGGUGAACCAGGGGCCUGUUUCAUUAAACUUUUUAUCUAUAACAACUGCUAAAUUUCAAUGACAAAUUUGCU
Messenger RNA from Strongylocentrotus purpuratus (purple sea urchin), 8258 nucleotides. RefSeq names its product centriolin-like (gene cntrl). Bases 195 to 7865 code for a protein of 2556 amino acids. NCBI's taxonomy places the organism in Eukaryota, Metazoa, Echinodermata, Echinoidea, Camarodonta, Strongylocentrotidae. Gene Ontology annotation, molecular function: protein binding. The transcript is spliced from 44 exons. The record is from RefSeq and is a predicted model, not a curated record.